Molecule: messenger RNA, 1947 nt
Organism: Sphenostylis stenocarpa
Lineage: Eukaryota; Viridiplantae; Streptophyta; Magnoliopsida; Fabales; Fabaceae
Source: the annotation of a GenBank genome assembly
AUGGAGAAUCUCAUCUCGUUGGUGAACAAAAUCCAGAGAGCUUGCACCGCCUUAGGCGACCACGGCGAAAACAGUGCACUCCCCACACUAUGGGACUCUCUUCCCGCCAUCGCCGUCGUCGGAGGCCAGAGCUCCGGCAAGUCUUCCGUCUUGGAGAGCGUUGUCGGCAAAGAUUUCUUACCUCGUGGAUCAGGGAUUGUUACGCGGCGACCGCUCGUUUUGCAGCUUCACAAGAUUGACGAGGGAAGCAGAGAGUACGCAGAAUUCCUACACCUCCCUAGGAAGAGGUUCACCGACUUUGUUGCUGUGAGGAAGGAGAUUCAAGAUGAAACGGAUAGAGAAACGGGACGAACGAAACAAAUUUCUACUGUUCCGAUUCAUCUUAGUAUAUACUCUCCUAAUGUUGUUAAUUUGACGCUCAUUGAUCUUCCCGGGCUUACUAAAGUAGCUGUAGAGGGUCAACCGGACAGUAUUGUAAAAGACAUCGAGGAUAUGGUUCGCUCCUACAUUGAGAAGCCAAACUGUAUAAUUUUGGCUAUUUCACCAGCCAAUCAAGAUCUGGCAACAUCUGAUGCAAUUAAAAUUUCCCGUGAAGUGGACCCUUCAGGGGAUAGAACCAUUGGAGUUUUGACAAAGAUUGAUCUUAUGGACAAGGGUACUGAUGCUGUUGAUAUAUUAGAAGGAAGAGCAUAUAGGUUAAAGUUUCCCUGGAUUGGUGUUGUGAAUAGAUCUCAACAAGACAUAAACAAAAAUGUUGACAUGAUUGCUGCGAGACGUAGAGAACGUGAUUACUUCAAUAGUACCCCUGAAUAUAAACACCUUGCACACAGAAUGGGUUCCGAGCAUCUGGCAAAAAUGCUCUCAAAGCACUUGGAGACAGUAAUCAAGUCCAAAAUUCCUGGCAUUCAAUCUCUUAUUAACAAAACAAUAGCUGAACUUGAAGCUGAACUAACUCGUUUGGGAAAGCCUGUUGCAGCUGAUGCUGGGGGCAAGCUGUACUCAAUCAUGGAAAUAUGCCGGUCAUUUGAUCAAAUAUUUAAAGACCAUCUUGAUGGCGUGUAUGUGCUUCAUUUUCGUAGUCUACUGGGAAUUUAUUUGCUUCAAAAUUAUCUCCAUGCUGCAUUCAUUUUUGGUUUCAAACUAACUUUAGUAAUUUGCCCAAUCUUCUACAGGCGGCCUGGAGGUGAUAAAAUUUAUAAUGUCUUUGACAAUCAGCUCCCUGCUGCUUUAAAAAGGUUGCAGUUUGAUAAGCAGCUUUCAAUGGAAAAUAUAAGGAAGCUUAUUACCGAAGCUGAUGGGUAUCAGCCUCAUCUAAUUGCUCCAGAACAAGGAUACCGCCGUCUCAUUGAAUCUUCUUUAAUAACUAUUAGGGGCCCUGCUGAGGCAGCUGUUGAUGCGGUUCAUUCCCUGUUGAAGGACCUGGUUCACAAAGCUAUCAGUGAGACUUUGGACUUGAAGCAGUAUCCCGGCCUCCGGGUUGAGGUUGGGGCUGCAGCUGUUGAUUCACUAGAAAGAAUGAGGGAUGAAAGCAAAAGAGCAACACUGCAGCUAGUGGAUAUGGAAUGUGGCUACCUGACUGUUGAUUUUUUUCGGAAGCUUCCUCAAGACGUUGAUAAGGGUGGCAAUCCCACACAUUCAAUUUUUGAUAGAUAUAAUGAUUCAUAUCUAAGGCGAAUUGGAACAACGAUUUUGUCCUAUGUCAAUAUGGUCUGUGCUACACUGCGGCAUUCAAUUCCCAAGUCCAUUGUCUAUUGCCAAGUGCGGGAGGCAAAACGAAGUUUACUCGAUCACUUUUUCACAGACCUAGGCAAAAUGGAGACAAAGCGUCUGUCCUCCUUACUGAAUGAGGAUCCUGCAAUUAUGGAACGACGUAGUGCUCUUGCAAAGAGACUAGAGUUGUACCGGAGUGCACAAGCUGAAAUAGAUGCAGUUGCUUGGUCCAAGUAG